AUGGCUUUACUACAGCUCGCACGAAGGUCUGUGCCGAAGAGCUAUCCUAUCAUUGCUGGAGCGAGCAGUCAUUCCACUACACAGGUGCUCGAGUUCAUUGCAGACGCAUAUAAUACCAGUGCCAACUUUGGACUCAUUCUCCCUUGCGCGUACUUCGGCAAACAGACUGCGCCAGCCGUCGUGAGGAGGUUUUACGGAGAGGUGGCUUCAGUUUCUCCGCUGCCGAUUAUCAUCUACAACUUUCCGGCGGUCUGCAAUGGGCUGGACCUCGACGCAAACAUCAUCACCAAUAUUGCAAAGGAAUCACGCAAUGUUGUCGGCGUGAACCUGACCUGUGGCUCGUCAGACUUCCUGGUUGGCGGACUUGCUUCCGGCAGUGCAGGCCGUAUAGCAGCAUUCGGGAACGUUUUUCCGCAAGUCGUGGUUAAGAUCUAUGGAUUAUGGACUAGCGGUCAACAUGGUGAAGAACUCGCACUUCAGAGGCUGUUGGCUUCGGCGGAGACGGCCACAAAAGCGGGUAUCGCGAACACAAAGUAUGCUGCGACCAUUUUCACCGCCCCCAAAACAGGAAUUACGGACGCUGUGCGCUUGUUCAAGCUUCGAAGGCCGUAA
This is a messenger RNA of Fonsecaea erecta, 612 nucleotides long. RefSeq names its product dihydrodipicolinate synthetase. Gene Ontology annotation, molecular function: 4-hydroxy-tetrahydrodipicolinate synthase activity. The coding region runs from base 1 to 612 and encodes 203 amino acids. The record is from RefSeq and is a predicted model, not a curated record. Lineage: Eukaryota; Fungi; Ascomycota; Eurotiomycetes; Chaetothyriales; Herpotrichiellaceae. The transcript is spliced from 2 exons.